CAGGAGGUGGAGCGAAUUCUCGGCAGAGCAAGCAGAGCACGAAGAGCAGCGGAUCUCCAACAGCUUCGGGAGCAGCAGCGACAGCAGGCUUCGAACAUCGUCGAGUCUUGUCGUGGCAUGGGCGCCAAGAAUGAGGGAAGGGAGGAAGGGAAGAAAGAUCAUGAGAGGAAGUGAGAAUCGAGCGAAUAAAGUUGCAUAAAUUGCAUCGCUGCUGUUGGCUGUUGGAAGUAGUAUUGCACCUGCACCUGCUCUGCACUUGCUGCUGAUGCUGCUGCUGCUGCUUAUGCCUAUCCUGAAUUGGGCUUUACCUGUGUCUGGUGUUGAGCUUUGGGAACAUACCAACUGACAUUCCUAUCAUGACCGCCAUGUCGAUUUUUGAUGACUGACCGACCGACUGCAGCGUUGCUUUUCCCGCCGCUGUGCUACUCUCCGUGCUCCCAUCUCCUCUUCCAACGACCCUCAUCUACCUACCGACUCCAAGGACUGAGAAAGGCUGGUCAGUUUGCGUUGAAUAAUCUCCCUGUACCGCACUCGAGUGGUAGUUUUUUUUUUAAUUUGUUAGAUUUGUCGGUCGUCGAAUUGUUUGACUGCUUGCUUGUCGGAGACUUGCGGAGGGUUUAUCAGUGACGAGGAGGGGGAGCAGCUCUAAUGGGUGGUUAGCAUCCACGUCAAAUCUCCGAUUUCGUACAGCUAGUGGUUGCUUUAUUGGCUGACAGAUUCAGUGGCCGCACAAGCUUGGCAUGAGUUCAUGAAGUUAGUUAGACUAGGAGGAAUUCUCGUAAUCUUUCUUUAGGCUAUUUGACGAACGCUUUGCUUACCUCUAGCUUUUCGCGAGCCUCUGCUGCAUGUGCUCGGCGCUUCGUCAUGAUUUCCAUCAUGGGGUUUGCCUGGAUUGCCUGUAAAAUGCGGCUUUGGCUUAUUGAGCAGGUAGCAACGUGUAGAGAGUUGGAGAUCGAUGGGAUGGUAUGUCUUGAAGGCGUGAUGAGUUACAACACCGAAGGCUGAGAAUGCAGAUUUGAGCAAGUGUGAGGAGGAAGAACUAUUUUGUCGGGGUAGGAAGCACCGCAUUGGUGCUACGAAGUCGAGACGCAAAAUUUUUGAGCCAUGGAGUAGAGCAGAGGAAAGCUUGACUGGGUCUAAAGUGCCUAAGUUUCUGAUUCUGACAGGUUCUAGAGCUGGCGUUUAGAGGCAUUAGAUCAUCUGGAACGAUGCGUAAUUAGUAUCACACAACCUGGUGGCAGAGAGUUGCGUUGAAGGUCGGGGAUCUGUUGAGAAACCAAAGCGACAUCAUUCGAUGGCGGAGCUGAUGGACCGAUUGUCAGAUUCUUUGCUGCUUGAAAUAUUGGAGAGGGUAGCAGAUGUGAAUUCUUUGGGCCGAUUGAAGGCCGUUUCCAAGAGGAUGCAACAGCUUGUACAGCAAGUGAGCGUGGUGGUGGUGAAGGUUGAUAGCGUGGUGGCCGGAGAAGAAAGCAGUCUCAGCGCUAGGGAGAGGAUACUGACUCACUUCGUUCAGUUCGUGGUCGGCAGAAUCGUAAGACCCCUACACGCUCUGCAGCACCUGCUGGGAAGAGAAAAGAGGAUAGUGGCGGAGGUGUCCAGGCACACUCCUCUGGAGGUUUUGAGGAACUUCAGGGCUGUUCAAAGCUUGAGGAUCGUGCUUCCUCGAGGAGAUGUCAUCGAGAACGGUGUGCUUCUUAGGUGGAAGGCCGAGUUUGGGAGUAGUUUGGAAAGCUGUGUGAUGCUGGGUGCCGAUUCUGUGAUCAAUGCGGGGAUCCAGAAAUCGGAGCACACGAAAUCAGUUCCGCUGGACAAUGGCCGAAUUCCGGAAUCUUUUUAUGGCGGAGAUAUGAAACUGAGGGUGAUUUGGACGAUAAGCUGUUUCUUCGCCGCCUCCCAGCGGCAUACUCUGCUUCAAGAGAUCCUCUUGGAUCACCCCACCCUGGAACACGUCAUGGUUUUGGACGCUGAUGGGCAGGGUACAAUGUGCAUGGACCGAGACCAAUUACUGGACUUUCAAGCCAAAGCUGCCGGAGUGGUGAGUCCCAUUUUGAGCAGAGGACAAGUUCCACUCUUGAAUAUCAAGCUUUGGUAUGCACCCGUUCUGGACCUUCCUGGCGGUAUUCGAUUGAAGGGUGCUUCUUUGAUAGCGAUCAGGCCUAGCAACCAGCCUGUCGGUAAGCAAGUCGAAGCUUAUGUGUCUGAUGCCUUUGAAGAGCCAUACACAACAGCAGCGAGCAGUCUCAUCAGAAGACAUCCCCCUUUAAAACAUGAACUCCUGUUAGGAUAGGCUGGCAUGUGAAGUCUGUACAAACAAUGUCACACAUAAUAGACUGUCAAAAGGUGAGCACAUAUUGUCAAAGCCACCAACAGGAAUUAGAGUUUAGCUAUGCAUGUACUCUGGGUAGUGCUUGGGCUCCUUUUUUUUGCAACAGCCACACCCACGAUCUAAAUUCUGCAAAACGAUCAAUGGGUACAAUGUAAUAUCUAUAAUGAAGUAGCUACGGUGUUUCAAUCUCUUUAUUCGUCAU
Messenger RNA from Marchantia polymorpha subsp. ruderalis, 2528 nucleotides. NCBI's taxonomy places the organism in Eukaryota, Viridiplantae, Streptophyta, Marchantiopsida, Marchantiales, Marchantiaceae. The record is from the annotation of a GenBank genome assembly.